This is a messenger RNA of Rangifer tarandus platyrhynchus (Svalbard reindeer), 1515 nucleotides long. The record is from the annotation of a GenBank genome assembly. NCBI's taxonomy places the organism in Eukaryota, Metazoa, Chordata, Mammalia, Artiodactyla, Cervidae.
AUGCUAAAGGAGGCAGGAAAAAACACCGCGCCGAGGCCACUUACCGAGCCGAGGGACCUAGAUUCCCGCCGCUCUGCUCGCCCGAACGGUCGGUCCGCCCUCCACGCACCCCGAGGCUGCACCCAGAACCCCCAAAAGUCGAGACGUGUAGGAAUAUGGUUAAGGAGCCAGGAGACCCUCCAAGUUGCUCCGGGCUCCCGGGAGCCUCAACGUCCAACACACAACUUGGCCAAGACUUGUGCCACAGUCACCGGAGAUGUUUCUGCGGAGACCCUCCUCCGGCGGGCAGAGACAGCGCUCGGCGGCGCCCCGCUCGUCUCCUCUCCACCCCCUCACCUCCAGCCCGCCUCCGGCCGGCCGCCCGCCCCCGGGCCGCUAGCCCCUCGGGCGGCUGUCAGCUCCCGGCCGCCGCCGGCUGACUGGGGCGGGAGGAGGGCGCGACGCGGCGGCCCGAGCCCGAGCGGUCGAGGGGGAUCCUCGCAGCAGCAGCAGCCGCGGCGGCCGCUCACCUGGAAAGUCACCGCUGAGAAGGAGGAGGAGGAGGAGGACGGAGAGAAGGAGGAGGAAGAGGAGGGAGAGGAGGAGGGGGAGGAAACCCCCCUGGUGCCCUUGUUCUCGCUGCCGCGGCGGCCGCUCCUCGCCAAGGCUGAGCGUGUCUGGUGGGGGGUGUCUGGUAGCAUUUCCUUAAGGACAGAGGGAGGGCGGGUGCGGAGGGAGGGAAGCGAUCCCGACCGCCUGCCCAGGCUCCUCUUUCCUUUUAUUUAUUUUUCUGACACUGUACGGAGAUGGGCCCGGGGCAGGGGCCACCGGGCUCGGGCGGGAGCCGCGAGGCCCGGGCCGCAGCCGUCUGCGUGCGGGAGCCGCAGCGGCCGCCUCCCCUCCCGGUCUGUGGACGCACCGGCUGCCUUCCCUGAGGUCACUCACCAGGGCGCCCUGGGCGCACCCAGUUCGGGGAACGCGGCCCGCCCCGCCGGGGUAUUCAAAUCGGCUGGGGCAGCGGCGCGGGGAGCAGCUGCCGGCUUCCUGGUGGGCCGAGCUGGGACCUGGGGCGAGCGGCCGCCCCCAGCCUGCCCGAGUCCCUUCCUUGGAAGGGACGCGACUGAAAUCGCACGCAGCUCGGGGAGAGCCGGACCAGGGGGCGGGGGAAUCCCAGGCGAGCAGGCGCCGGAGCGCUGGGCUUCCUCCCCGGCCCGGCGACACCCCGGGGGACACCGGGGCUCCCUCGAGCCGCUAGCCUGCCCGUGUGGACUCGUGUACACCCUCGAGGGGGAGGCUCCCGGGAGGCCGCGGCGGCCGGAGAGCCGCGAGAGGCCGUCGGGCUGGGCGGAUGCCCCGAGCGUCUCCUCCGGGUGGUCUUCGGACCCGGCGGAGACCGCGCGCCGCUCCUCCUGGGCGCCCGAGCGGCCGAGCGGAGCCGGGUGCCCGGGCGCCGCGGGCCCCAGCCGCCCUCCCCACCCCGCGGCCGCGCCGCCGCCCUGCCCCGGGCGGAGUAAACAAGAGACGCGCAAGAUUUGA